Molecule: messenger RNA, 408 nt
Organism: Penicillium canescens
Lineage: Eukaryota; Fungi; Ascomycota; Eurotiomycetes; Eurotiales; Aspergillaceae
Exons: 1
Coding region: 1-408 (135 amino acids)
Source: RefSeq, a predicted model, not a curated record
AUGAGCCAACCACUCUCUCCUGCGACCGAGAUCAUCCGUCAACAAAUAAAGGGCGAGAUCGCCCAGGCAGUGCUGAAACAAAAGACGCCCCAGGAUACUAGAGGGACAUUCUAUGAAGAGGAUCAAAAUGGAAACAGAGCAUAUGGAGGACCAUUGCUUGAAGAGAAGGUGCCACGGCUAGUGAAGGGAAUGGGACUAGGAGAGGUCUGUGGGGCGAAGAUUUUCAAGUACUGCUAUGCUGCAUCUACUUACUGUUUAUUAGGGAUUGACUUGGAGCCUGGCAUAUUUCUCACAGCCGAGGCCUAUCAUCAACAAAUUCUCGCGCAUGUGGCUUGUACCCUUGUCCGACAACGCAAAGAUCACACCUGGUGGGCCUUUGAAGGAAGAGUUCUGUACUUUUAUCACUGA